Arabidopsis lyrata subsp. lyrata is the source of this 557-nucleotide messenger RNA. RefSeq lists its product as uncharacterized. Bases 68 to 391 code for a protein of 107 amino acids. Lineage: Eukaryota; Viridiplantae; Streptophyta; Magnoliopsida; Brassicales; Brassicaceae. The record is from RefSeq and is a predicted model, not a curated record. The transcript is spliced from 3 exons.
UUUGUAUUUUCUUCAUCUGAUUAAAAAAAAAUCACUGUGGGAAAAGUUUUUUCCGGAAACUCCUUUAAUGGCGGAAGAAGAGAAGCGAACUUCACCGGAACCUCCUCUUCCUUCUCCGCCGGAAUCUUCACCUCAACCCAAAGAUCCACCGCCAGAAUCUUCUACUUCUCCGGCUAGAUUCGAUCCUAGUCGAAUGAUUGGGAUCAUCAAAAGGAAAGCUUUGAUUAAGGAUUUAGCUGCUGCUUACCACGCCGAGUGUCUUGCUCUUUGCCGAGAACUUCUGGAGCUUCAAAAGAGAAAGGACGAGCCGUUCCUGGACACCAAAGCUACGGAAGAUAUGAGAAAAGAGACGGUGAGGUCUUCUUCCAAACGAGCUAAGAAAAAACGUUAAAAGAAAAGACUUGGUAUGAUGCUUGAUUUACUACGUAGGUAUGAUGUUCAUAGAUCGGUUUUUAUGCUUCAGGUGAAGUAAAAAACUUGUUGAAAGAUUGAAAUUUUUAUUUGAUUAUCUAAAUUAUAUACAAUAUUUACACAUUUACUAAGAAGAAUUCGAAUCA